AGCCGCGCACCGUUCCUCGCGUACACAGCUGCAACGCACGCUCAACUGGCACAGGUGUUCCCUUCUCAGUGACAGGAAUGAUGGUGGAUUCCACUUAAAAUUAUCAGUGAUUAUUUUUUGUAUGCUGUAAUUGAAAAAUUGUAAAUAAGAAAGGAUGCGGGCUGGCGUGUGGUGGGGCGCAAUCGCGCUGUUUCUGCUGCUCGUAGCUUCCAAUGCCAUCCGAACUGUACAGGGUGAAGGCACAUCGCGAAUAAGCAGAAGACCGACAACAACUGAUAGAAGUUUAAGUAAUAUUAAUAGAACAGAAGAUUAUCAACCAACAUUCCGGUCGAGGGGUGCAAGAAGAAGAGAACCCGAAAUUCCCGAACCAAUCGCACUUCGGUCUAGAAGUAGGAGUAGAUUACCAGAGAAAGAAAAUGUAGUCGUUCAAAUUGACGAAGCUCAAGCCCAACUAACAAGACCCAAUGAGCAAUUUGAAUCAAGAAGAUCGAACUCUCGAACAAGAACAAGGCCUACUGAAAUAACAGCAACUUCCGAAAAGGCAUUAAGUCGUGAAAAUGUUAUUCGGAGCAGAUCACGACAAAGUGGACGAAGAUAUUCACCAACCACUCCAAGCCAGGUUGCCCAAGCCACAGUUACAUUUUCCCCAAGGAUAGGGGAAACAAAACCGGACGUAUCAAAUGUCAAAUUAGAUGACAUAUCUAAACCUAUUCCAACUGCUGAAUCUGUACCCGCUAAUCAAUUCCGUAGGCGAAGUUCAACAGUAAGCACGUUAGAGGAGACAAAAUCUACACGAUCCCGAGGCCGAUAUGACUCGAGGAUAAGUACAGGCUCACUUGAUUUAGAAGUUUCUGGCACAACAAACACAUUUACUGCUACAGCCAAUGAUCAGUCUAUAUUACGAGGAAAUGAUUUACGAAAUUCAAGGAAAUUGAGAUACAAAACAAGGCCAUCAGAAACGGAUACUAAUUUAACUGGAGACGGAAUAAUAGAUACCAAUGAAGUCAUAAAAUCUAGUCAAAACAAUGACUUAACUAGUCAAAGAGAAACAAAAGUUCCCAGUUCAUCAACUACUGAAAGAUUUUCUUCACCUACUGGUACUUUAAAAUCAAUGAAAGUUGUAAGACGGCCAGUAUCUCGUGGUACUUCAACCAAAUCAGUUGUUGUAAAAAAUAAAUCUAAAGUUUCCGAUGAGAUAAGCGAAGAUGACAAUUAUCCGGAGAGUUUUAAAGCCCUUAUACAAGCUAAAAAUGCGACACAACCAAACUCUCCGUCAAGCGAGAGUUUGUCAGUGAAAGCAUCACAAGUUUCUCAAACUUACGCUUCACCUAAACAAUCAAUCAUCACGGGACCUGGCACUGACAAAAAUUCUCGGCUUCGCAAAAAAGUGAAAUCAGAAGAAAAUUCAGAAUCCGAUCAAAAUAAAAGCGGAACAAUUGCAACAACAACAAUAUUAACAACUACUACAAGUACAACGAGUACUACUACGACAACUUCUACUACUACAGAACAGCCAAAGUCACGAUCUUCCGCUUACCGUCCACGUGGAUCAUACUUACCAAGAAACAGAAAAUCGAGUAGCACCCCUUCUGAUAUCUCCAGUACAGCCGCUAGUCCUAGCACAGAAAGGCAAUACAAAUUUAGUAGAAAAUAUAAAAGUGUAACAAAUGCAACCAAUACUGAUACAGUACUUAAAACAAAACGAGUAGAUAAUUCUGUAACAAAAAACCCAGUAAUUCGUUCAUCGCUAUAUUCGAGAAAAAAUGACCCGCCAAACAAUGUCACAGUAAUACCAUUAAAUGAAAAUCGCAAACGCGACCGCGUCUCAUCAGCUAAUUAUUUUAAAGUGAGAAGAACAUUACCAAGCACAUCAUAUUAUUCAAGGCAAAGAAAUAAUGUAUCGAGUACCACUGAAACAAAUACUGUAGUCGAUACCGAGACUGCUAUCGCCGACAAAAAGAUAGAAAACUCAAAUGAUCUUCCUUUAAUUUAUACUUACUUAAAUAAUCCGCCAAAAUCUGGAAACAUGUACAAUGAUAACGAGAAAAUUUCCCGAGAAAACAGUACUGAGAAUGAGAUAAUAAAUAAAGCAGAGGAAAGUGAAAACCAACUUAUUGUAAAUACUGAAGUAACUACGCAAAAAUAUCAUGCAAACUAUAAGGGCGAUACUGAUCCUAAUAAAAAGUCGGUGACAAGCGCUACUCCAGCCAUAAGGAAUAUUCAGACAAGAAAAUAUGGACGUAAACCAAUAAAAACAAGAGAUCAAGCAUUGAAUUCGUCUCCAACAAUUUUUAAAACAAAAGAAAGAAACGUACGAAAAUAUAGCGAUACAUUUUCUAAGACAACUGAGGCUCCAGGGAAUAGCAUACAACCAGAACCCGAAAAACCUAAAAAUAAGUUUAGUUCAAAAUACAGAGCUUCUUAUUUAGAUAAGCCAUUUUACAAACCCACAGUACCUACGGUCACUCCAUCUACUGAACAGGGAGAAGAAAUACAAUUAGGGCCCGAAUUGAACGCUAUUGCUAUAACUAAGACGCGCCGGCCAUUAACUUCGGCCGAUUUGAGACUGUCUGAAAGCUUGGCGAAACCUUUACAAGUAUUAAAUGUUGAAGCAUCACAACAUUCUCCAUCAGUAACAGUAUCCAUAUUUGAUGCUUUAGCUGAAAUACUCACGUCAACGCCAAAACCUCGAAUCUCUACGACGACCGACGUUUUACCAAAACAAACCACCGAUUCCAAUGUAAAGCAAACACUUAAUGGCGUGAGUAACAACGUUAAUGUAAAUAGUGGCACAGGCUUUGCAAGUCAGGAAACGGUAACAUCGAAAGAUAAUAUGAACACAAAUGCUAUGUUUGUACAAACCACUGAACAGAAUAAACAAAUUGUGUUUAACAGUUUGCCGGUUGGGGAAAAUGUUACACCGUCACUAAAAGCAGAAGACGAAAAAGCCACCUUUGUUACCCCACCUCAAACAACUUCCCGUCCUCCUCCUAGUACUCCUUUAUCUGCCCGUAAACCAUUUGCUAUCAGAGUUUUAUAUUCUGAAACUGAAACUCCAAUUGACAGAAUGACAACUGCUGCUUCAACAACAAAUGCGCUGUCUACUGACAAACCGACAAUGGUAUAUAAUAGUAUCUCUGAUCUUUUAUUAUCUAAUAACGGACUAGUUUCUUCCGGACUAACAAGCAUGUUAUCGAGUAACAUUAGAAGCAUUAUUGAAGGUAUGGACGAAGAAAGUAAAUAUAGGCUAUCUGUAGGUAUGACUAAUCUGUUAAAUACUUUGAACCCUGACGCUUUUAAUAGGACUGUGACAGUUGAUGAUAGUUCCCCUCCUAAUACUACUCCUUACAGUUUGGAAGAUAUUAAUGAUACAGCGAAUAUUGAUAUAUCGAAUGAAUCAUCUGACGAUAUCAAUAAUGUCCUCCAAAAUGUACAAAUAGAAAAUAUUGUAAAUAGCACGGAAAUGCUUAAUAAUUCACAAAUUGUUAAUACUGAGUCCAGUCUUUCUGUAAAUACAACACAACCCCAAGACAUUACAGAAAAUAUAAUGUUUGCAACUGAUACAGAGUCAUCAAUUUUUGAUACUACUAUAACACAAGACUUUGAUCAGGUCACUACCAAUACUUUAAUAAAUACAGAAUUAUUUGUCUCUGAAUCAGGUUCAAGCACAAUUACUAACAAUGAUGUUAUCCUUGACAACCUUACUGAGGACCCUACUAACAAUGUUCAAUCAGUCCUAUCUUUAACCAACUCUCCAAAUGAAGAUGUCGCCCCUAUUGAAUUAAACAGCUUACGAGAAGAGUCUGUAGAUACGCAAUUGCAAUCACCUGUUUCUGCAAUUCAGUUGUCCCUGAAUGAACCAGAUGAUGUUAGUGAUUUGCAAGAUCCAGGACAAGUGUCACAACUACAAUUGUGGAUAUUGUCAAAAAAGGCUCACGUUCUCAAAAUGAUUGAAGAUCUGUUACGUGAUCAUAAUAAUGAAAUUAAUAAUCCACCGUUCAAUAAUUUAAUUAAUCGCACAAACAGAACAAGUGUCCCAAUAUCUAGUCGCUUAACGGAGAUAAUGAAUACAAUGACUUUUACGACAACUGUUACUUCUGACACUGAUAAAGUUGAAAUGAGUUCGACAACAAAUCCCAACAAUUUCCUUAAUCCCACGACUGAACCCAUUUCCCCGUCCCCAUCUACGGUUUCUUUUGAAACCACUACAGUUAACAAUGCAUUUAUAGCCACCACCCUUAUCAAUGACGAUCCAAUUACAAAUACGAUAAAAACUGAUGAAUCAACUUUAGAGACUGCUAACAAUAUUGCUGAUGCGUUUACUAAUGACAUCACGGUUGUGAGUACUACACUCUCAACUGGCCAAGAUGAAUCAACGACGGAGGCAGUUGAAAAGAAAGAAAUUGAUAAUUUAGAAUCGAUGCCUUCAAGCACUACGACUACGAGUGAUAAUGAUGUAAUAACUAAAUUUGAAACAGAAACUACUACAAUACUAAGUACAACAACUCUAGAUGAGCCAGAAAAUACGACGCCCUCAGGUAUUGAAACUGCUACAACUACAGUUACAAAUGAUAUUAAAUCAAAUGACAUUAUAACAAUCAACAAUCAGUUAAAUGUUGCAACACAACCAACAAUUCCAAAAAAAGAUUUUGUUAUUUUUGGAAUACUUCCUAAUAAUACAGUGGUACGUAAAGAUCCUAACGAUAACCCACUGGAAGCAUUAACAGAAGCAAGUCCAUAUAUCAUUUACGGCGUACUACCAAAUAACACAAUAAUACGCAAGUUUCCAAAUGGAACUCGAGUGCCACAAAUCAUGCAAAAAAUUGACGUACUACCAAUCAGUCCAUGGAGUCUAAAAAAUCCAUACAGCCCCAUCCAUAACAUUCCGGCCAUUGUCAGACCACAGUCUAACCCUAUCCGAGUUUCCACUAAUACUGUGAUAUCCAAAGACACUUCAAAUAACGAAAAGGAAAACCGAUUAACCAUCGACACUGUAAAUAACCUACAAGUAAUGACUAAACAAAUCCGCACUGAGAAACCUGAUGAUGCUAAUGGGAACACAGUAUUCAAAUUUAUUCCAAUAGAAGAUGUUACGGUAGCGUCUACACAAGAGUCUAAUGUUUUGAAACUGGCUUCACCUAAAAUGCCAAAAUCAACUACAGUUAAUAAUCUUCAAACUACAACUAUUUUAAGUACAACCGAUAUAAAUACACAAACACCACAAUUACAAAUGAAUACAGAAAGCAAUGAAAUAACUACAACAGUACAAACCUCUGUAGGCACUCCAUUUGAGCCUAGUUCUGAAACAGUUAGCAAUGAGCCACCUACACCUAUUUUUAUGGAUGAGCUUCUUGCCACUACUGAAACACAAAUCACAACAAUGGCAGAGACGACGCUCAUGUCUUCAAUCACAUCGGGAACACCAACAACCGCUGAGUUAAGUAGCAUAAAUCCUACGACAAGUAUAAUUUUUUCUGAGGGAAGUACAACAGAGUCAACAACUGUAACAACCGAAUCAUCAUCGAUGCCUACGACAAUCCCAACAUCAACUGUCCGUGUACCUACAGCAACAUCAGUAGCUAGUGCUACAAAUAUCGUGUAUCAAAUGCAAACUGAGCGUAAUCCAAAAAAUUUGGGUGGUUUUGAAAAUGCCAAAAUUUUGGAAAGUCACCAACAGGAAAACGCAAAGCUUUUACAAGCACUUUUAUUGGCAAUGGGCCAACAGCCAGUUGGCAAAGUGAAUUCUAAUAUUAUCAAUAAAGUGCAAACGACAACUAUGCGGUCUAUUGAAGAGGAUAUAAGACAAUUUGAAGAAGAUACAAAGUUGUUAAAAGCUUUGCUGCAAGCUACUGGAAGAGAUCCAGCCUCAUUGAAUAUACCUUCACUAGGUGAUAUCAAAUCUAUAAUACCAACAACGCCCGCCAUUGCAACUACAACUUUUCAAACUUCAACGACUCCUACAACGACAACUCAAACGGUACCACCUACAACACAAACAUCAACUGUCAAAACCACCACAUCCUCAAUAAACAAUGACAUAAAACAAUUACAAGAAGAUACAAAAUUGUUACAAGCGCUAUUACAAGCCACGGGUAAUAGAAAUGCCGGUAAUCAACCUAUAAUUUCGGGUUUAACGUCAAAUGUAAGAAUUGCUUCUAACCCAUUAACAACUUCAAUGGGAUCAAAUCCAACUACUGCAUUCAAUGUAAGGCCAGUGUAUACAACAACAAGAGCACCUUUUACAUCAACUGUAAAAUCGCAAAUUGUUACUGUAUCUACUUUACAGCCUACAACAGAAGACAUUGGAAUUUCUACAACUUUCCAACCUAUAAAUAAAAGAAUGUCGACAACCAUACCAAAUAGUCGAACCACAAUAACAACAGAACUUCCUAGUAGUUCAACAUAUUCAGAUGAAGAAGAUCUACUUUUCUUACAAAACUUGAAAUCUGUACUUAAUACAAAUAACAAUAAUGAGGAUCCCGAAACAGCACUAGCUAAUCGAGUCAUAGCACUCGCUGUAGAGAAAAGUCUGAAUGAAAUACAACAAGGAAAAAGUGUAGGAACAACAAAGGUAAUGACAACAACAACACCAAAACCAACAACAACAAUGAGAACCACAACUACACGCACUACAACCACACCCAGCCAAAACAUGCCUUCCAUUGAAGACGACAUUAAACAAUUCGAACAAGAUACGAAACUACUUCAAGCACUUUUAAAAGCAACGGGACAGGAUCCAUCCAAAUUCAAUAUACCAACGUUACCAACUGUUACAACCACUGUGAGUGCUAAUCUUCCACCAAGUGUGAACGAUGAUUUAAAGCUUUUAUCAAAUUUGCUUGCUUCACCCUCACCCCUGAAUGAACCCUUUGACCCUCUGACACAGAAACCUGCUACGAUACAAAGUAAUAAAAACGUAUCUCCUACAACGUCGAUACAGACUCAAAAUAUUAAAAUUGCUGUGAAAGAUGACUUGAAGAAUGAACAAGACGAUGCUAAACUACUACAGACAUUGAUAAAGCUCCAAGAUGCUCAAGAGACCACUACUAUGAGAAGCAAAUUAGCUAUUACAGGGCAUGAUCCAGAUGAAGCGCUCAAGAAAUUAAUACAAAAGACUCAACCAGCGGGCAUGAUGUCGGAAGCUACAAAGUCCUCUAUUUCAUUGAGCACAGAGUAUGGAAAUAGUAACGAUGCACUGUUAGCUGCACUACUGAAGGAACAAGGGUUCGGUCCAACCACGGCAAGUUCUUUGGAUGAACAACUUCGUCUCGCUGCAUUACUCAAUCAAGUGGUCGUGACGCCGAAGGCUAGGCGGACGACGACUCCUCCGCCUCCUCCGCCGGCGCCUCGUCGACCGAUACUCGACGGGUUAGCGUGGUUGUGGCAGCAAUGGAGGGAAACUGGCCCCGGACCGGGGGGAUCUAGGCCGAGUAGGCCAGCGUCAGUGAGGCAACCGACGCCAUCGCAAGCGACGAGCUCUAGAGUCAACUGGUUCGGAUCUGGGCCUUUCGUCGGCAACGCGGACGAAGGGCCCCCCGGCAACAGAAUUCCCCUGGAGCCUCCUAGUGCUGUCGAACAGGGUCCUGGAAGAGGUCAGUUAGUAUCCGCCGCCAUCAACGUUACAAGGGCCUUUUCGCAAUUCUUAGGAGCGGCGAUACAGGGGGCCGCUCAAACGGUGCAAAGUGUAUUCAGAGCAGGACAGAAGGCUGCAUCUGACGUGUAUACCAACGGCUCUGGAGGGUCAGGAUAAAGCAAUAGAAUCGAAUUUAGACACGGAUCCAGGACUAAAAUGAACAAGAAAAACUCACUAUGAAGGCCUUAGAAUUAUAUAGCUUGAUGGACCAAAGAAAUUUGGAGAAACAAAAUGUUCUUUUGACAUUUAUCCUGUUGUAAUUAGUGAUGUGUUGUUCUAUGGUCUUGAAUCCGCGUCUUUCGAAACUUUUCCGAAAGUGUCAUACAUAGUACGCACUGUAGUGCGAGUUCUGUAAAUAGCAAAGUGUAGAUAGAAACGAUUUGUUAAAUGUGUCUUUGAUCUCAUUAAUGUUGCGAUUACGGUACUGAAUUAUGGACUGUAAAGACUUCUGUUAUACAUUAUUUGUUGGACCUAUUCUUCAGUGCCAAUCAGUUAAAGGCACAUUUAAUGUUAAGAUGUGUUAGAAAUAUCUUUCUAUAUGUCUGUGUAUUAUACUGUAGAUAGUGUUGCUAUGUUCUACAGAUGUUCCUAUAAGAAAAUGUAGGAAAAUUGUCAAGUAGGAAUUAAAUGCAAAGAGAAAUGGAUGGAUAUAUCGUAAAUUAUUAGUAGGUUAGGGCGGAAAUGUGAUGACUACAGAUAAUUAUAUAAAGCUGAUGUAAAUUAAACUUCCAUAGUUUUAUAGGGUUUCUCGACUUUUCUACUCGAUGUAAGCGUGCGUUGUUUUUCGAAUCUUAUUUCACUCGACUAUCGAACGAUCUUUUUACGUUUAGUUUUGUCUUGGUUUCAGCAUGUUUUGCUAUAGUUUUAGUAAAUCAAUGCUUAUAAAAAUGCCUUCAUAAUAAAAUAUUAUAAUCGCCACUUAAAUUAUUAUAAUUUGCGAGUUCCUCGAAAUUAUCUAAUCGUUUCAAUCCUUUGUAUGGACAAACUAACAAUUUUCUAUAAACAUUUAACAUAGUAAUAUUUGGAUUAAUUUUAAGUCUGGUGCCAUUUAGCACGUGCUUCGUGAAUUCGCUUCUGUUCUAUUAGCUUUUAUUUAUUUAAUUUAUAGAUUAAUUACAAUUAAUAAUCAUGGAUUGAGAGAGCUAGACUAUUCUUACGUAGCUAUUAUUGAAGUAGCUAUAAAUAUAUUUUCUAUAACUUCUUAAAUUUCCCUAUAAGAUAAUUCGGAAAUGAAUUCAAUUUACUAUGUGUUUAAUAUACCUGAAAUACAUUAAUUUCAUAUUUAUUAUUGUGUUUAGCUUUUUAUAUUAAAAGCCUGGAGGCAGACAGACAGACAAAAGAUUUUGGAAAUCAGUGAGACUAGAGUCUAGUUCUUUUUAUUUGUGGUUCUUACACUAGGAUAGAUAUUAAAUAUAUAAAUGUACCUAAGUCAUAUUAUUCGACAUAAAAUAACUAAUAUCAUGUAUUUUUCGAGUUUACGGUGAUAGUAAUUAACGUCUCAUUUCAAUAGAUGUAUUUAAUAUUUUUUUGUAUGUUUUCGAAAAUUUGUUAUUUUUUGCGUAAAGUUAGUAUUUAAUAGUUUCUUAUAAACAACUGCCGUAUUAAUAAGUUAGUUUUAAGAUGCGGGUAAAUGUAUAAAGACUAUAUUUCUAAACAUUCUUGCAUGCAUACCUAUUUAUGACUGAAAAAGGCUUAACCUGACACUGCCUCUUGCUUUUUACUAUUUUGUAUAUUAUAAUUGUGUAAGUGUAAAAUAUGUGAAACAUAGUGUAAUAAAUUAAUUUAUCGUA
Molecule: messenger RNA, 9423 nt
Organism: Colias croceus (clouded yellow)
Lineage: Eukaryota; Metazoa; Arthropoda; Insecta; Lepidoptera; Pieridae
Product: cell wall protein DAN4-like
Exons: 14
Coding region: 155-7750 (2531 amino acids)
Source: RefSeq, a predicted model, not a curated record